AUGUCGGGUUAUCCAUUUUCUGUACUCAACUCUGGUGCAGUGUACGAGGGCGGAUCUGCCGUUGACGCCUUGAUGCCGGCCGACAUCUUUGUAUGCAGUUCAAUGCGAGACAUUGACUUUGUAACCAGAUGGUACGACAAGACACCUCGGGUUGUCGUUGCUCGAUACAUUUUCGACUGCAUUCGUGCUCAAUGCCGGCUCACUGCUGAUAAUUAUUCUGUUGGAGUGGAUAAUCAUGGACACAUUCGUGUCGCGAAUGCCUUGAUGGUCAUUGCACCGACGCAGUCCAUCUCGCACGCACCGACGCAUAAGGCGAUCGCCCCCCAGCCUCCUCUUCCUGCUAUCCGCUUUGUCGACUUGCGCGCAAAACUCCGGGCUUCAAACACUAACCAUAAAUCACUUCCAACACCGCCGCAGUCUCGUAAUGUUAGCUUAAAUUCAAACCAGGUUCUGUCCAGCGACGGGAACGACGUCGGAGGUAAAAGAGGCCAUUCCGAUGCUACACAACAGUAUGGCUUCUCCCUCAUACUCACGUUUCUGCUCGUUUACAAGAGUACCGUCAGUGAUGUUACAGUGAAAAGGGCACGACAAAAAUAA
Molecule: messenger RNA, 597 nt
Organism: Heterobasidion irregulare TC 32-1
Lineage: Eukaryota; Fungi; Basidiomycota; Agaricomycetes; Russulales; Bondarzewiaceae
Exons: 4
Coding region: 1-597 (198 amino acids)
Source: RefSeq, a predicted model, not a curated record